This is a messenger RNA of Trichoderma virens Gv29-8, 672 nucleotides long. RefSeq lists its product as uncharacterized. Gene Ontology annotation, biological process: intracellular signal transduction; protein phosphorylation. Gene Ontology annotation, cellular component: cytoplasm. The transcript has a single exon. Gene Ontology annotation, molecular function: ATP binding; protein serine/threonine kinase activity. The record is from RefSeq and is a predicted model, not a curated record. The annotation marks the transcript as partial. NCBI's taxonomy places the organism in Eukaryota, Fungi, Ascomycota, Sordariomycetes, Hypocreales, Hypocreaceae.
GAUGACAGGAUAUUUUACAGCGAGAUAAACAAGCCAAAGGCAGACAUCACGUUUCAAGAAAUCACCGCCUCCCUCACUCGAAUUCCUGACGACGAAAUCUUCCCACCGUGGCCCCAAGCUUUCACUACAACCAAGGCUCCUCAAGAACUCCCUCCAGGCAUUUUCAUCAAACGGCCCCAAGUAGGAAAGUAUGACAUAUUCUUAAAGCAUAAAGUUGUGCAUCUCCUCCGCGAUGGAUUAGCAGAGGAGGCAGAAGUCAUGGAAGUGCUAAGGAACCAACCUCACCCGAAUAUUGUUGGAUAUCAUGGUUGCCAUGUCCGGCGUGGAUAUAUCACUGGACUUGUCCUGGACCGACACCUCUACGACUUGAACAGGUUCCUAAAGAGUGGCCAAACCAUUCAAGAUAAAGAGCUCUUCAUGGAGUCACUGCACUCGGCAAUUUAUCACUUGCACACGCUUGGCUGGGCCCAUAACGACCUUAACCCUUCAAACGUCCUUGUGGCAGAGGACGGUAGACCCAUUCUGAUCGACUUCGGCUCGUCUCGGAGAGUUGGGGAGAAAUUGUCAACUAGCCGUGGUACGAAAGGCUGGACUGAUUGCGAGAUGAAAGACUAUACAACGUCAGAGACACAUCAUGAUACAUUUGCUCUCAACAAAAUCUGUACCUGGUUA